GUUGUAUCACUCUCUCGUUCGUCUCACAUUCUCUCAUCACAUCCUCCACAAUAUGGCUCUCUUGCUUUGCUUCCUUUCCUUUCUCAUCAUCUCCUCAGCAAGUUCAUGUGAUCGUUGUGUGCAUCAAGGCAAAGUUGCCUACUUCUCCCAAGAAUCUGCUCUUUCAUAUGGGGCUUGUGGGUAUGGUUCCCUGGCUUUAGGCUUCAACAAUGGGCUCCUUGCAGGUUCUGAUUCCAGUCUUUACAAAAAUGGAGCUGGUUGUGGUGCAUGCUUUAAGGUAAGAUGCAAGAACCCAAGUCUGUGUACUAAACAGGGGACCCAAGUGAUAGUUACUGAUCUGAAUCUGAGCGACCAGACAGAUUUGGUUCUAAGCAGCAGGGCUUUCAUGGCUAUGGCCAACAAGGGCAUGGAGGAAGACUUAAAGAAACUUGGGGUUGUCGACGCGGAAUACAAGAGAGUACCCUGUGUAUACAAAAACCAGAAUUUGGCAGUCCGAGUGGAAGAAAUGACCCAACCAAAUUUCUUAGCAGUUAAGUUCCUGUAUCAAGGUGGACAGACAGAAAUUGUAGCAGUUGAUGUGGCUCAGGUUGGUUCACCAAAUUGGACUUCCAUGAGUCGAAACUAUGGCGCGGUGUGGGACACAAAGAAAAUACCAACCGGGGCAUUGCAAUUCAGAAAAUUUGGGUUUGUCCGGCGGACGGCCAAAGCGAGGCUGCCGCCCGCCGGUGAAGCGGAAUCUUGGAAGCCAGGGGUGAUCUAUGAUUCUGGAGUUCAGAUUAGUGAUAUUGCCCAGGAGGGUUGUUAUCCGUGUGACGAUGGAAGCUGGAAAUGAUGAUAGUUUUCAUGUUUUGACUUUUUUGUUAAUAACUUGUUAGCUAGGUAUGUGAAAACUAUCAGUAAUAGUUUUCAUUUUGGAGCGCAUAGACUAUAUAUACUUUUGUAGUUCGAAAAAAAACAAGAUUAGGCUAAGUAUGAAACUUAGGAAAGGACUAAAACAAAUAUUGUUGUUAACGAUCUAUGUAUCACACUUCUCUUUCUUCUCAUUGCAAUAUAAUUUUCCAUAUUUGUGAAAAUGAUCGAAAAUAAAAAAAAAAAA
Camellia sinensis is the source of this 1096-nucleotide messenger RNA. RefSeq names its product expansin-like A2. Lineage: Eukaryota; Viridiplantae; Streptophyta; Magnoliopsida; Ericales; Theaceae. Gene Ontology annotation, biological process: sexual reproduction. The record is from RefSeq and is a predicted model, not a curated record. Gene Ontology annotation, cellular component: extracellular region; plasmodesma; plant-type cell wall.